UAUCAUUUUUUUAUUUUCUCUCUCUUCCCCUGUUUCUCUCAUUCUCUCUCUGUGUGGGGCUUCCUGUGUGUGAAAGCAGUCUCUUUGAUCCAUGGGAAUAAAAAUCUGUUCAAAACCCAGAUACCAAAAUAGGAUUUUGUAUUGAAAUCAGUGAUAGGGAGGCCUAAAUUUGAUUUGGGUCAAUCUCCAAUGCGGUCUUAUAGAAGACCAAUAAAAAACAGAGACAACAGCUAUUGUUAUUAUUGCAACAGCGGAAAAACACGGAGAAAUAGAUCUGAAUUGGGUGGUGGGUGUUAUAGAGGGAGUGGGCGUGAGCUCGGAUCUGAUGGUGGAGAUUGUUUUGGAAGUGGGUUCAGAGAGUCGGGUUGGGUCAUCAAGUAUUGAAUUUGGCAUUAAUAAUAAUAUUAAUAGAAUAAUAAUAAUAGAGGAGGAGUUGGAGGUGGUGGUGGUGGUGGUGGAGGAGGUGGUGGGGCUGCAUAGACGACGAUGCAGCUUCACUUCUCGCCCAGCAUGAGAAGCAUAACUAUCUCUAGCAGCAGCAGCAAUGGGUUUAUUGACUUGAUGAAGAUCAAGGUCGCAGCUCGCCAUAUCUCUUAUAGGACUCUCUUCCAUACCAUUCUAAUCCUUGCUUUCUUGUUGCCCUUUGUCUUCAUUCUCACUGCUGUUGUUACCCUUGAAGGUGUCAACAAGUGCUCCUCAUUUGAUUGUUUAGGUAGGCGGUUAGGACCAAGGUUUCUUGGUAGGGGUGAUGAUUCAGGGCAGAGACAGGUUAGAGACUUGUACAAGAUUCUUCACCAGGUGAACACUGAGGAAAUCCCACAUGGUCUAAAGGUGCCAGAUUCAUUUAGUCAUCUUGUUUCCGAUAUGAAGAACAACCAGUAUGACGCAAGGACCUUUGCUUUCGUGUUAAGGGCAAUGAUGGAGAAAUUUGAAAGGGACCUUAGGGAGUCAAGAUUUUCAGAGCUGAUGAACAAACACUUUGCGGCAAGUUCCAUUCCUAAAGGGAUCCACUGUCUGUCUCUGCGUUUGACUGAUGAAUAUUCCUCCAAUGCCCAUGCACGCAAACAAUUGCCUCCUCCGGAAUUACUCCCUUUGCUCUCUAACAAUUCUUAUCACCACUUUAUUCUGUCUACUGAUAACAUUUUGGCUGCUUCUGUUGUUGUCACUUCUACUGUCCAGUCCUCUCUAAAACCUGAAAAAAUUGUCUUCCAUGUCAUCACUGACAAGAAAACUUAUGCGGGUAUGCACUCAUGGUUUGCAUUAAAUCCCGUCUCCCCAGCUAUUGUUGAAGUGAAAGGCGUUCACCAGUUUGACUGGUUAACAAGAGAAAAUGUUCCAGUACUUGAAGCUGUAGAGAACCAAAAUGGAAUUAGGGAUUACUACCAUGGGAAUCAUAUUGCAGGGGCCAAUCUUAGUGAUACAACUCCACGGAGAUUUGCUUCAAAAUUGCAAGCUAGAAGUCCAAAGUAUAUAUCCUUGCUGAAUCAUCUCCGCAUUUAUAUACCUGAGCUCUUUCCAAACCUCGACAAGGUGGUCUUUUUAGAUGAUGAUGUCGUGAUUCAGCGUGAUUUAUCUCCACUUUGGGAAAUUAACCUUGGGGGAAAGAUUAAUGGAGCUGUCGAAACUUGUAAAGGUGACGAUGAAUGGGUAAUGUCUAAGCAUUUCAGGAACUAUUUCAAUUUUUCCCAUCCCCUCAUAGCAAAGCAUUUGGACCCUGAUGAAUGUGCAUGGGCUUAUGGGAUGAAUAUUUUUGAUCUCCGUGCCUGGAGGAAGACAAAGAUAAGGGAAACAUAUCAUUCUUGGCUGAAAGAGAAUCUGAAGUCAAACUUGACAAUGUGGAAGCUUGGAACCUUACCACCAGCUUUGAUUGCAUUUAAAGGUCAUCUUCAUCCAAUUGAUCCAUCGUGGCACAUGCUCGGCUUGGGCUAUCAGAGCAACACCAACAUUGAGGGUGUGAAAAAGGCUGCAGUUAUUCACUACAAUGGCCAGUCAAAACCAUGGUUGCAGAUUGGCUUUGAGCAUCUCCGGCCAUUUUGGACCAAGUAUGUCAAUUACUCCAAUGAUUUUAUAAGGAACUGUCACAUAUUGGAGUCGUAGUCUAUCAGGUAGAGGUGGUUUAAACAACAUAGAUGGGCCUGGAAAAGACACGAGUGAUACAGGUUUCAUAUAAGUUUUUUUGUGGCUCGGAAUUCUUUUCGAGAUUUAUUUGAGAAUGCAAGAAGAAAAUUGGCCAAAGGGACAAACCUUGCAAGGUCCAGAUUUGCUGUCAUCCCCUGCACUGUUGCAGAUGAGGACUAGCAUCACUAGCACGGCAUGAGAUUCAUUCUUUCAAUCUGUAACAUAGCAAUCCGUCCUUUAUUUUUUGGUUGAGAAAAGGAUACUACUAUUGGUUUUCCAUCAGGGGAGUCCUGCCUGAUUUCUUAGAGCAUAUUCUGAAAUAAGGUGGAAAUAUACAAAGAUAGAAGGUACUGUUGUUAAUGUCAUCAUGUUGUUUGGUGCAAGGAAGAGAAAGGCUAGGAUAGACUCCCCCUUUAGCCCAGGAAUGUUCUUUCCCUUCAUUUCUUUUUGUUGCCUUCAUUUUUGUUAGUACCCAUUUUUUCCCCUUUCAUUUGAUAUCAUCAUUUAGGGCAGAUCAUGAGAUUGCUCUGUUACAGGUCCCAUUCAAAUGGAGAACUGUUCUUAGGUUAUAUAUCGGUAUUUGUUAUGUACGAUUCAUGAGAGACAUUGAAAUGUGCAGAAAAUUCUUUUUCCCAA
Molecule: messenger RNA, 2754 nt
Organism: Quercus robur (English oak)
Lineage: Eukaryota; Viridiplantae; Streptophyta; Magnoliopsida; Fagales; Fagaceae
Product: probable galacturonosyltransferase 14
Exons: 6
Coding region: 487-2097 (536 amino acids)
Molecular function (GO): polygalacturonate 4-alpha-galacturonosyltransferase activity
Source: RefSeq, a predicted model, not a curated record